This is a messenger RNA of Racocetra persica, 268 nucleotides long. The record is from the annotation of a GenBank genome assembly. NCBI's taxonomy places the organism in Eukaryota, Fungi, Glomeromycota, Glomeromycetes, Diversisporales, Gigasporaceae.
AUAUGAUCGAACUAAAAAUCAAAAAAGUAGUUUAAGAGAUAGCUUAAGUAAAAAUGAAAAAACAAGCCAAGACAAUAUAAUUAGCCAAGAUACAGUCAGCCAAGAUACAACUGACCAAGAUAUAAUCGACCAAGAUGAAAUUAGCUAUGAUACAAUCGAUCAAGAUACAAUUGGCCAAGAUAUAAGCGAUCAAGUUAUAACUGACCAAGUUAUAACCGACCAAGAUAGUGAAAUAGAAGUAACUCAACCAAAAACAACGGAAGUAAUG